GCCAACGCAUCCACCCCCGUCUUAUCAUCCGCCAAUUGCACAAAAAAAGGGAGAAUACAACAUCUGAUACAAGAACCUCAAUCUCCAAUUCCGACCAUCAUACCCCUUCACCUCCUACUCCAACCACCAUCCAAUUGCUGUUUGUCGGCGCUGAAAUCCGGGGAAGCUUGGGGAUCUCGUGCGGUCCGCUCCGAUCAUCCUCACUAAUCAAUCAACAUUCGCCUCCCUUUUUUUGAACUCAACUACCGACCGGUCCCAGCGCCGUCCGAAGCGGAGGACCGUCUUCAAAGCUGGAGCAACCACCGUUGAUACUCGCGCGAUACCUCCAGGAGAAGCCACCGCCGGUAUACGUCGAUCGCAAGCUCCCUGUCAGCUCUCAUGAAGGACAGGCUCGGUUCGAGGCUUCGGAUCUCACCAUGUCGGACUCUGUGGAUCGAGUCUUCGUCCAUGCCCUCAAUACCGUCAAACGCAUCCCGCGGACGGGCACCGCGAGACCGCCUGCCGCGGAGAGACUGAAGCUUUAUGGGUUGUACAAACAGAGCAUGGAGGGCGAUGUGGAGGGCGUCAUGGACCGACCCGUCGGGAACACCGCAGACGUCUACGCGGAGUGCGAGAAAUGGGACGCAUGGUACGCCCAGCGCGGGCUCUCCCGCACGGAGGCCAAACGGCGCUACAUCUCCACCCUCAUCGACACAAUGCAUCGCUACGCUUCGCAGACCCCCGAGGCGCGCGAGCUCGUCGCGGAGCUCGAGUUCGUCUGGGACCAGAUCAAGUCGAAUGCCUCGUCCUCGUCGUCGUCGAGCCCCAUGCAGAAUGUGGGCUAUCGGGGCCAGUUGGCCCGUCCGAUCUACGAGGAUAUUAUUGCUACCGCGCGGGAUAAUCACAGUCGGGAGCGGAAUCCUGGAGAUCCCAGAUUGCGUGUCCUCAGCCCAGUAAGUCAGCCUGAUGGGCUGUAUGAGCGGCGCGGGAACAGGGACGUUGCAGAUGAGGAGGCACAAGUACCAGAAGAGGAGGAUGAAGAGGACGAUGAGGAGGAAGAGUAUGAGGAGGCUCAGGAUACCAUUUAUGAGGAUGAUGACGACAACGACAACAACAACAGCAACAACCAAAGCCAGCAGAACAGCCACAGAUUCGAUGAUGAUCCCGACGAAGCGCAGUCCCGAGGGCGAACGCGAGGAUUGCAACCAGCGACAGCAGCAGGGGACAAGAAUCACCGCGUUGUAAGCUCCGGCGAGCGCGACCGCCGAUGGCGACGGAGGGUCGAGCAGGCAUUGACCAAGAUGACCGCCGAGAUCGCCGCGGUGCGUGAGCAGAUGGAGGCGCGGGCGCUGGCAAGCCGUCGCCGGUCUGCGAUCUGGACCUGGCUGAAGUGGAUUGUCUGGGUGACUUUGCGGCAGAUCAUCUUCGAUCUAGCAAUCUUGGGCAUGGUCCUGAUCUGGAUGCGGAUAAAGGGCGACCGACGACUCGAGGAGAAGCUCAAAGUCGGGUGGUCGGAGGUGAAGACUCGCCUGGCCAAACUCAAGUCCCUGCGACGGUUUCCCGGACUAGAUAUCGCCUGAUUGACCGGGACCGUCGCGUACCUUUCUUUUUCUCUAGUACAUAUUUGUGUUGAAUUUCUUAUGUCUCCAUCACAUGGGUUCUCAUCCUGUCAGGCGUGCUGAUUUUCUCUCCUUCGUUUUGGACCUUUUCCUUCUUGUAUCAUUGACGGUUGGAUAUUCUAAACAUACAGGACUUCCUUGAGCAGGUGUCGAUGGCUUGAAGUACGCAUGCAUCCGAGGGGUAUACUGUAUUCUAAUGCAUACUAGACGCAUCCAUUAUGUAGCAUCAACCUGGAGUACUUCAG
Messenger RNA from Aspergillus novofumigatus IBT 16806, 1843 nucleotides. Its product is annotated as acyl-CoA-binding domain-containing protein. Gene Ontology annotation, molecular function: fatty-acyl-CoA binding. Lineage: Eukaryota; Fungi; Ascomycota; Eurotiomycetes; Eurotiales; Aspergillaceae. The record is from RefSeq and is a predicted model, not a curated record. The transcript has 5 exons. Bases 417 to 1559 code for a protein of 380 amino acids. Gene Ontology annotation, biological process: fatty acid metabolic process.